Molecule: messenger RNA, 838 nt
Organism: Pistacia vera
Lineage: Eukaryota; Viridiplantae; Streptophyta; Magnoliopsida; Sapindales; Anacardiaceae
Product: exosome complex component RRP41 homolog
Exons: 12
Coding region: 21-746 (241 amino acids)
Biological process (GO): U4 snRNA 3'-end processing; nuclear mRNA surveillance; poly(A)-dependent snoRNA 3'-end processing
Cellular component (GO): nucleolus; cytoplasmic exosome (RNase complex); nuclear exosome (RNase complex)
Source: RefSeq, a predicted model, not a curated record
CUUUCACAUAGUUGAUAGAGAUGGAAUAUGUAAGCCCUGAAGGACUUCGAUUAGAUGGUCGCCGCCCUGUGGAAAUGAGGCAACUACGAGCUGAGAUUGGUGUCGUUGCCAAAGCAGAUGGUUCUGCUAUGUUUGAGAUGGGUAACACAAAAGUUAUUGCCGCUGUCUAUGGCCCUAGAGAGGUUCAAAAUAGGAGCCAGCAAAUUACUGACCAAGCACUGGUGCGCUGUGAGUACAGUAUGGCUAAUUUUAGUACUGGAGAUCGUAUGAGAAAACCGAAGGGUGACAGGCGAUCAACAGAGAUAUCUCUUGUUAUUCGUCAGACAAUGGAAGCAUGCAUAUUGACCAAUUUAAUGCCUCGUUCUCAGAUAGAUAUUUUUGUACAAGUUCUACAAGCAGAUGGAGGAACUCGAUCUGCAUGUAUUAAUGCUGCAACAUUAGCUCUUGCAGAUGCUGGGAUUCCAAUGCAUGAUAUUGUUACCUCUUGUAGUGCUGGAUACCUCAAUAGUAUUCCUCUUCUUGAUUUGAAUUAUGUUGAAGAUAGUGCUGGAGGUCCUGAUGUCACUGUAGGCAUUCUACCUACAUUGGACAAAGUUACUCUCCUUCAGAUGGAUGCUAAGUUACCAACUGAUACAUUUGAAGAUGUCAUGCAACUUGCUACUGAAGGCUGCAAGGCAGUAGCAAAUUAUAUUCGAGAAGUACUACUAGAGAAUACCAAGCAGCUAGAGUGUCGCCGAGGUUCAUAAUUGAUAAUUACAGUGGGUAAUUUAUUCCUGGAUUCUGUAGACUGGCGUAGUCAUUCUUGAACUUGGAAUCAUACCAUUUUUACAGGGUGAUA